AUGUCCACCUUUUCCCGCACGCUCACAUCCUGUCUCUUUCUGGUAACCAUCGUCAGCUUGAUGCUGGCCGUCGGCGCCCAGGAGACAGUCUACAUCACAACCAAGACUACUGUGGAAGCAGUGAAAACCGUCUAUGCGACACCCACUGUCCCAACCCCAGCAUCUUAUACCUCAGUCGAUAAUUUCAAGGAUACGGUGUUGAAGGUCACCAACGAGUAUCGCCGUACACACGAUGCUUCUCCUUUAGCUUGGAAUAAAACAUUAACGGGAUAUGCCCAAAAAUGGGCAGAGAGUUGUAUUUGGAAACAUUCUGACGGACCGUACGGCGAGAAUCUUGCUUUCGGAUAUCCGAACGCAUCUGCGGCCGUGGAGGCAUGGGGUAACGAGCGCGACAUGUACAAUUUCGAUAAGCCGACCGGUUUCACAGAAGCUACGGGCCAUUUUACGCAGCUUGUGUGGAGAACUACGACCGAGGUGGGAUGUGCCGCUAUCAACUGCGGCUUAUCCCGCAAUAAAGAUGGAAAGCGAGACAAUAUCGAGGAUGAUAAAGACAUUGAACGUGGCGAGAGCUAUCUCAUUGCUAGAGAGCCAGACGGCAGUACACGAGCUCAGGGGUGGUACGUCGUGUGCGAAUAUUCACCGGCAGGCAACGUAGUCGGGAUGCACGACAAGUACUUCAAGCUGAAUGUGAAGGAGGGUAGCUCAUCGCAAACAAGUUCGGCAACGACCACUGCCUCCACGAGUCAGCCGACUGGAGGUGCGUCUAUGAAGUUAGCGACAGAGUCACAACUUUGCUUGGCGAUAUUGUCGCUAGUUACAGUGGCUGUUGGUAUGAACUUAUAUACAUGA
Messenger RNA from Penicillium manginii, 849 nucleotides. RefSeq names its product putative extracellular SCP domain protein Pry1. Bases 1 to 849 code for a protein of 282 amino acids. Lineage: Eukaryota; Fungi; Ascomycota; Eurotiomycetes; Eurotiales; Aspergillaceae. The transcript has 2 exons. Gene Ontology annotation, cellular component: extracellular region. The record is from RefSeq and is a predicted model, not a curated record.